This is a messenger RNA of Leptidea sinapis, 1312 nucleotides long. Its product is annotated as nuclear speckle splicing regulatory protein 1. The record is from RefSeq and is a predicted model, not a curated record. Bases 191 to 1261 code for a protein of 356 amino acids. NCBI's taxonomy places the organism in Eukaryota, Metazoa, Arthropoda, Insecta, Lepidoptera, Pieridae. Gene Ontology annotation, biological process: regulation of alternative mRNA splicing, via spliceosome. The transcript has 5 exons.
AACUGUGGAACUGGAAUAGCUCCGCAGUCUGCACUCUGCAGAGUGCAGAAUUAUUGUCCUGAAAAUUCGAAGUACUUAUUAAACUAUUAUUUAUUACUAUAAUCUGUUACUUAUAUAGAGAAUCAAGGCAUAUAAAAAACAAACAAUAAACUGUAUCAGUUAAUACUUAAUAUUAUAUAAAUAAAUAAAAAUGUCGAAUCAGAAAAAGUAUGGAUUAAUACUGCCAGAAAAAUCGAAAUCUGUGAAUUUAACAUUUAAAGCAUCACACAAUGUUUUUGGCAAUGAUUCUGAUUCUGAAGAAGAACGUAAUAAAAAACCAGUGUUAUUGCGACCAAGUGAUAAUAUAAACAGACAGGCAAAAGUGGCACAAGAAAAAGCUAUUCUUGAAGAUCCAACUGUUUAUCAAUAUGAUGAAGUAUAUGAUUCUAUGGCCACAAAGAAAGAACAACAAGUUAAAAGAAAUAAAGAAGAAAAAAAGCCAAAAUAUAUUGAGAAUUUACUAAAAACUGCUAAUAAACGAAAAUUAGAAAAUGAGCGCAGAGUUGAAAGACAGAUACAAAAGGAAAGAGAAAAGGAGGGAGAUGAAUUUGCUGAUAAAGAGGUAUUUGUCACAUCAGCAUAUAAACAGAAAUUAGAAGAACUUAGGCAACAGGAAGAAAAUGAGAAACGGGAAGAGUACCUAGAAAACAUUUGCGAUGUAACUAAGCAACAAGAUUUAGGUGGGUUUUAUCGACAUCUAUUUGAACAGAAAUUAGGUACUGACGAAACCGCUAAGGAUGAGGAAUCAGUUCAAGAAAGUUCUAAAAAGACUCUUAGUACAGAAGAAUUGGCAAACUCUACACAAUCUAAAAAGAGGAAUUAUAGAAAAAGAAAAUCUUCUCAUGAUGUGAAACUGUCAGAUGGAGAAAUUGAGGAUUCAGAUGAUGAAGUCAAUAGAAACCAAUUAAAUGAAAAAACUAAAAAAUCUAAACAAGAAGAGAAUAUUGAUGCUGAUUCAGACUUUUCUAUUGAUGAAUCCAGUGAUGAAGAUACAGAAACACCUAAAGAAACUCUUGUACCUACAGUAGAUGAUAAAUUUAAAACUUCAAUUAUUAAAGAAGCUAAUGAAAACACAAAACAGAUGAGUCCAAAACCUAAAUUAAAAGAAGAAAUCAAAAUAGUAAAACCUAAAAUUGAUAUAUGGAAAAAGAGAACUGUUGGUGAGGUGUUUGAGCAAGCUGUAAAGCGAUACUAUGAAAGGAAAUCUUCUAGGGGUUGGUAAUCAAUUGAAAGUCUGAACAGUAUAAUAAAAUAUUUAAUUAAUCUUAUAAUA